AUGACCCCAUUUCCUGUUGACAUCAAACCAGGUCAUAAGAUACACAAACUGGAGAAAGGAGGAAUAGAUGAUCCUGAGGUGGAAGAUCUCUCCAUACCUGAUGCCAUACUGCAACUUGAGCAGGCCAGGCUGCUCUGCUGUAAGUUUCUGGAGCGAGAACUACAUCUCAGUAACUGUUUGGGCAUGAUGUCCUACGCCUGGCACCUGGGCUGUUCACAGCUCUACAGAGCAGCUCGACAGGUAGCCCUCACUCACUUCUCUGCUCUAAUCACAGAUGAAGACUUCAUGUUGGGCAGAUCACUGCCAAGGACCAGAGGAAGGGAGACUCUCUUUGUGUUGGGUGGUCCACACGAUCAGGACACACAAGCUCUGUACCAGUUCCAUCCUCUGACUGGACGAUGGCAGAGCUGUGCCCCUCUGGAAAGGAAGAAUCUUACACAGUAUUCAAUGGCAGCUGUAGGAGACAGUGUUGUUGUUACUGGUGGAUACUUCAGAGACGUGUUGUGGUUCAGUGUGGACUGGGUGCUCAUCUACAACUCUGGAAGCCAACGGUGGACAGAGGGUCCUGCUCUGCAGAAGUCUCGUCACAGUCACUGCUCUGUGGGGCUUGGUGAUUUACUCUUUGUGAUGGGAGGCUCCAUGGAUGAAUGCCUAGUGAAUGAUGUAGAGAGGCUGGACCUUGGCUCAGGAGGCUGGGUGUCUGUUAGCCCUAUGAUCCGGGCAGUGGAGAGGGCUGCAGCUGCUGCUCUGGGCUCUAACAUCUAUGUAGCCUGUGGGCUGGAUGAGAAUGGAGAGGCCUAUGGGGGAGUCCAGAGGUAUGUGGUGGAACACGACCAGUGGGAUGUAGUGUCUUAUUCUCCCUAUCCACGGUAUGACCUGGUUGCCACUGAGCUCAAUGGUGCCCUUUACUUGUUUGGAGGAUAUUCUCUGCGCUUUGAUGUGGACACAGACGAGUGGACUCUGCUAGAGGAGGACUGUCUGGAGAAGAAAUUCUUCAGUGGCUGUACCACUGUCCUGGGGCAGAUAUAUUUGGUCAGUGAGAAGAAGGGCAACAAAGGCGUUCCGAACAUGGUGCUCCUGGACCCUUACAUAGACACAUGCCUGGAGGUUGAUAACGCUAUACCCUGCUCUGUUCCAAUCAGAGGUUCUGUCACAAUGAAGAUGAGCUCGUUGAGACUCUGA
Molecule: messenger RNA, 1182 nt
Organism: Knipowitschia caucasica
Lineage: Eukaryota; Metazoa; Chordata; Actinopteri; Gobiiformes; Gobiidae
Source: the annotation of a GenBank genome assembly